CUCAGUGACAAAUCUAAAAAGUUGUAGCAAAUACAAAAAUGGUGGCCAAAAACUCAAUUGAGUUUGAGUGCAAGUCUCUGGAUGAAACGAAAGCUGCAGCGAGUGGCCUCAAUGAAGCUAAAAUCACUGAGGUUCCUCCUAUCUUUGGCCUUCCUCCAGUUGCCUUAGAUGACAAGAAACCCACUAUCAACUCAGAAUUCUCAAUCCCAAUCAUCGACUUUGCAGGCGUCCACGUGGACGCUGUGUCACGUGAAGGUAUUGUGGAGAAGAUCAAAGACGCCGCAGAGAAAUGGGGAAUCUUCCAACUGGUCAAUCAUGGUGUUCCUUUGAGCGUUCUGGAAGAGAUUCAAGAUGGAGUGGUUAGGUUUCAUGGGGAAGAUCCUGAGAUUAAGAAAUCCUACUUCUCGAGCGACUUCGCCAAGACAUUUAUCUACCACAAUAACUUCGAACUCUACAGUUCGUCUACUGGUAAUUGGAGAGACAGCUUCGCUUGUUGCAUGGCUCCUGAUCCUCCAAACCCUGAAGAGAUCCCAAUGGCUUGCAGGGAUGCUAUGAUCGGAUACUCGAACCAUGUGAUGAGUUUAGGUGGUUUGCUCUUUGAACUUCUCUCAGAAGCUCUGGGCUUGAGCUCGGAGACCCUUAAGAGCAAGGGUUGCAUGAAGGGUUUGCAUAUGAUCUGCCAUUAUUACCCUCCGUGUCCACAACCUGACCUAACUUUAGGCACAAGUAAGCAUUCCGACAACACCUUUAUCACCAUUCUUCUUCAGGACCAAAUCGGUGGUCUUCAAGUCCUUCAUCAAGACUGCUGGGUCGAUGUCUCCCCUCUUCCUGGGGCUCUUGUCAUCAACAUCGGAGAUUUCCUACAGUUGAUGACGAACGACAAGUUCACAAGCGUGGAGCAUAGGGUGCUUGCAAAUAGAGCUGGACCGAGGAUUUCAGUCGCGUGCUUUUUCAGUUCGAGUAUGAAUCCGAAUCCCACAGUUUACGGACCAAUCAAAGAGCUUCUGUCUGAAGAAAACCCUCCGAAAUACAGAGAAUUCACUGUACCUGAGUACACAAAGGGAUAUAUUGAGAAAGGUCUCGAUGGAACAUCGCAUCUAUCGAAUUUCAAGAUAUAGUUUGCUGUAAUUGUGUAUUUCGAGCAUAACUGUUUGGGUCAGUCCUUGUCCUUGUUAAUAAUGUCAAGCUACUAUGUUCUUGGCUCUGCAAUAAGUACCUCAUAUGUAUUCUUAUCGUAUAGAAAUAACAGAAUGGCUCAAUGUCAAGGCUAAGCUCAUUCUAUUCAGCUCAUUCAAGCUAUCAAAUACUCAGAUUCAGAUACAUCGAUCAGAUGGGAUUUUAAUAUC
Molecule: messenger RNA, 1346 nt
Organism: Thlaspi arvense
Lineage: Eukaryota; Viridiplantae; Streptophyta; Magnoliopsida; Brassicales; Brassicaceae
Source: the annotation of a GenBank genome assembly